ACGUCACGGCGGUGGUUUUCGGGCUGAUCGGACUCUUUUGGCUGCUGUGAGUUCACUGUAUUGUAAAGGGUACCGUGGAUCCUCGGAGGAGGAGGGGGGUCGAAUUUGCAAAAAUCUCCCGACUAGCUUCACAUCCGGAGUCUCGACGAUCAUAACUUAUCGCACCUUUUACCUUUUUACAGAGCUGACUUUUAUUGUUUUUAUUAAUUUAUUCUAUUUUUCUUAGUUUAUGUUUUACACUCCGGGAGGGCAGAAAUGGCGGCCAACAUGUACCGGGUCGGAGAUUAUGUAUUCUUCGAGAACUCCUCCAGUAACCCUUACCUGAUCCGCCGGAUAGAAGAACUCAAUAAGACCGCCAGCGGGAAUGUGGAGGCCAAGGUGGUUUGCUUCUACAGAAGGAGAGACAUCUCCCACAGCCUCAUCCAGCUCGCAGACAAACAUGCAAAGGAAUUGGAAGAGGAGAAGGAAAACCCAACAGAGACAGAGCUAACAGAAAAACAAAAACACCAGCUUCGCCACAGAGAGCUCUUCCUGUCCCGGCAGUAUGAGAGUCUACCUGCGACACACAUCAGGGGGAAGUGCAGCGUGGCUUUAUUGAACGAGACCGAAGCUGUUCUUUCAUACCUUGACAAAGAGGAUACUUUCUUCUACUCCCUGGUGUACGACCCCACACAGAAGACCCUGCUGGCCGACAAAGGGGAGAUCAGAGUGGGACCGCGCUUUCAGGCAGACGUACCAGAAAUGCUCCAAGAGGGAGAAGCAGAUGACAGGGACCAGGCAAAGCUAGAAGAGAAGCUGUGGGAUCCAGAAUGCCCACUCACCAAUAAACAGAUAGACCAAUUCCUUGUGGUGGCGCGGGCAGUCGGGACCUUUGCUCGAGCGCUGGACUGCAGCAGCUCCGUCAGACAGCCAAGCUUACACAUGAGCGCAGCAGCAGCUUCGCGAGAUAUUACACUGUUCCACGCGAUGGACACCCUGCAUCGUCAUAAUUACGACCUGUCCAGUGCGCUGAGUGUACUGGUCCCAGCAGGCGGCCCGGUGCUCUGCAGGGAUGAGAUGGAGGAAUGGAGCGCUUCGGAGGCCGCCAUGUUCGAGGAAGCACUAGAGAAAUACGGAAAAGACUUUAACGACAUCCGACAAGACUUUCUGCCGUGGAAGUCUCUGACCAGUAUCAUAGAGUACUACUACAUGUGGAAGACCACAGACAGAUACGUGCAACAGAAGAGACUGAAGGCAGCAGAGGCCGAGAGCAAACUGAAGCAAGUUUAUAUUCCCACAUAUAACAAGCCCAAUCCAAACCAGAUCUCAAUGACCAAUGGAAAGAUGGCGACAGUGAAUGGGGCGGGGCCUGGGGCCUACCACGCAGCAGGUGGAGGACGGGCCUGCGAAAGCUGCUACACCAUGCAGUCGGCCCAGUGGUACUCGUGGGGACCUCCCAGCAUGCAAUGCCGCUUGUGCGUUUCCUGUUGGAUGUACUGGAAGAAGUACGGUGGCCUGAAGAUGCCAAGCAGAGCAGAAGGCCCAGAAGAGAGGACCUCACCCAGUCCUGCAAGCAACGAGUCCCGCCCCCGGGGUCACGGCCCCCGCCAGUCCAACCACAUGGUGCCCAUGCGGAACAGCGGCAGCCCCAAGUCCUCCAUGAAGACCAAGCAGGCUUUCCUGCUGCAGGCCACCCGCCUCACCAAGCUGGCCCGGCACAUGUGCCGUGACAUCAUCAGGCUGCGCCGUGCUGCGCGCCGGCCCUUUGUCCCCAUUAACUGUGGGGCCAUAAAGGCAGAGUGUAAGAGCUCUUUCAAUUCCUCCUAACUUCUGCCACAUGGACACACAACGCAGAUCCAUAUGCAACACACACACACACCCACACACACACACACACACACACACACACACACCCUCACCCUGACUGCCCUUAUCAACCCCCCCAUCUCGCCCUCUGCCCUCCGUCUGUCUCUUUCUGUUUUUAUUAUUAUUAUUGUUAUUAUUAUUUUUGUUUUUGUAUUCUCCCACCCCCUGUUUCCAAUAAAGACUGCCUGUCCUCAUAA
Sphaeramia orbicularis (orbiculate cardinalfish) is the source of this 2042-nucleotide messenger RNA. RefSeq names its product metastasis associated 1 family, member 3 (gene mta3). The record is from RefSeq and is a predicted model, not a curated record. The transcript is spliced from 14 exons. NCBI's taxonomy places the organism in Eukaryota, Metazoa, Chordata, Actinopteri, Kurtiformes, Apogonidae. Gene Ontology annotation, molecular function: sequence-specific DNA binding; transcription corepressor activity; histone deacetylase binding. Gene Ontology annotation, cellular component: nucleoplasm; NuRD complex. Bases 256 to 1806 code for a protein of 516 amino acids. Gene Ontology annotation, biological process: negative regulation of transcription by RNA polymerase II.